Molecule: messenger RNA, 249 nt
Organism: Lactuca virosa
Lineage: Eukaryota; Viridiplantae; Streptophyta; Magnoliopsida; Asterales; Asteraceae
Source: the annotation of a GenBank genome assembly
AUGAGAGUGGUGCUGACCAAACCGAACUCCACCUCAGCUCCAACAAGAAAGAAAAGGGGAAGAAGGAAAGAAGAAGAGAGAGAGAGAGAGCGUGGGCUACCGAGUUGGGGAAGACGGAAGGAAGAAGAAAGAGACCCAGCCUCUCAUUGUCGAGUUUGGACUCCGAGCUCGACAUGCCAAGUUCCCAUACCAAUAUUUGAUGAGUCCACGUUAACCCGAGAAUUCAUCUUUGAAGGUAUAAAGUCGUAA